CUGUUCUCCAUUGUGGUGUUCGGCUCCAUUGUCAAUGAAGGGUAUGUGAACCGCCCUGAAGAGACAGAAGAGCACUGCAUUUUCAACCGCAAUCGCAAUGCCUGCAACUAUGGCAUUACCGUGGGUGUCCUCGCCUUCCUCAGCUGCCUUCUUUACCUGGCUCUAGAUGCCUACUUCCCGCAGAUCAGCAGCGUCAAGGACCGCAAGAAGGCAGUGCUCUCAGACAUCGGAGUUUCAGCCUUUUGGGCGUUCCUCUGGUUCGUUGGCUUCUGCUUUCUGACCAACCAGUGGCAAGCUUCAAAAGAAGAGGACAACCCAAUGAAUGAGGGAGCGGAUGCAGCCCGAGCAGCCAUCACGUUCUCGUUCUUCUCCAUCUUUACCUGGGGCUUCCUCACGUUUCUGGCUUUCCAGAGACUCAGAGACAUUACUUUUCAGGAAGAAUACAACACCCUGUUCCCUAACUCCCCAUGUUGGCCGGAGGAUGCUACAGACGUGGUGGGGACGUACCAGCAGCCCCCUCCAGCAGAUGGUUUUGACACUGAGACACAGGGGUACCAAACGCAGAACUACUGAGCCACCGAUGCCCCUUUCCCUUCCCCCUUCCUUUCUGGCCCCUUCCCCACUGCCGGCAGAAAGCCGAGGCACAAAGCAGACACGUGUGUAGUGGCACAAGAGGUGGCUCUCAGCUAUGCUCCAGCCUUCUGGGUCAUCUGUUUUUAUUUAUCAUUUUUAAAAAA
Molecule: messenger RNA, 737 nt
Organism: Pterocles gutturalis (yellow-throated sandgrouse)
Lineage: Eukaryota; Metazoa; Chordata; Aves; Pterocliformes; Pteroclidae
Product: synaptogyrin-1-like
Exons: 5
Cellular component (GO): synaptic vesicle membrane; neuromuscular junction
Source: RefSeq, a predicted model, not a curated record